Molecule: messenger RNA, 506 nt
Organism: Schistocerca americana (American grasshopper)
Lineage: Eukaryota; Metazoa; Arthropoda; Insecta; Orthoptera; Acrididae
Exons: 1
Coding region: 1-504 (167 amino acids)
Source: RefSeq, a predicted model, not a curated record
AUGGUGCACUCAGCAGCCCUGCAGUAUCGCCACAACGCGGUCCUCAACCGCCUCGCGACAGCAGUCGCUGGGCGGCCAAGGAGAGGAAACGCUGCUGUUCCUGACAUCAGGAUUAACCAAGCCGUCAUAGGGGACAGCAGUGGGCUGCGUCCGGACCUCGUAAUAACCGACGAGGCCGCGAAGACUGCGACCAUCGUCGAUGUGACAAUCCCCUUCGAGAAUAGGCGGAUUGCGCUCGACAACGCUCGGCAACUGAAGAGGAUAAAGUACGCCGACGUUGCGCGCGGAUUAGCCGCUCGCGGCUAUUCCGUCACUGUCGACGCCCUGGUUGUCGGCAGUCUGGGUGCGUGGGACCGCCAGAACGAUGCAGUGCUUCGGCACCUAGGCAUCGCUAGCCGCUACUGCCAACUGAUGCGGCGGCUGAUGGUGUCUGACACCAUCAAGUGGUCCCGCGACAUUUACGUGGAACACAUUACUGGCCACCGCCAGUAUGUGUCCCCCUAGAC